AUGUGGCCGCUCAAAAAUCUGGUAAUAUAUGCUUUGUCUUAUGGACUGCGCAUACUAGACUGGAUCCAAAUCGCCCUGUCCCGCCGUUGUCGUGUUGUGGCGUCGAAUGAUGUGAAGAUCGAAUUGAUUCGCUUUCCUUCACGCGAUUCCGGCCGCUACAUUCGAGCAUAUCGCUAUACACCUGCGAACGCUACUGGAAAACUGCCUGUUUACUUGCACUGGCAUGCCUCUGGAUGGAUUCUCAAGCGCCUCGGCAUUGAUAUUCACCUCUGCAGCAGGAUUUCCAAGGAACUGAACUGCGUCGUGCUUGAGUGCGACUACCGGAAGGCUCCAGAAAACAAGUAUCCUGCGGCUCACAAUGACACGGAGGAUGCCGUCUUGUAUGUCCUGGCCAACGAGCAUGCCUACGACACGACCCGCAUUUCUGUGGGAGGGUCAAGCGCAGGUGGUAAUAUGGCUCUGUCUCUCAGUGCGCGUUUGGGCUCUGAGCGUAUCAAGAGCUGCUUUGCACUGUACCCUGCCGCUCACCUCACUCAUCCUGAACGUCUUGAUACGGUCAUGGGCUGCGUUAGCGACAAGUUCCGCAGUGGUGUGGUGAUCCCCCAUUGGUGUAUGAAACUUUUCAUAAACGCAUACACCACACCUGGGACUGACAUGAAUGAUCCUCGCCUGUCUCCUAUAUUUUAUGAUGCAUCCAAGUUCCCGAAGUAUGUCGCCGUGGCCUGUGGCGAUGCCGAUACGCUGUACCGCAUGAGCUUUGACUUGAUGAAAAAGAUCAGUGGUUCUGCAUCAGGUACCAACGUGGACGGAAGCCGAAAAUUCAUUUGCGUUCUCAACGAAGCUCAUGAGUUCAAUACGUUUGGCCGUACCCGUGCAUCCCAAGAGGAGCGCGACAGGGUGGAGGGAGAAGCUAUUAAUAUGAUCCGUGCAUCUUGGCGUCAGUAA
This is a messenger RNA of Malassezia restricta, 945 nucleotides long. RefSeq names its product alpha/beta-hydrolase. Bases 1 to 945 code for a protein of 314 amino acids. The record is from RefSeq and is a predicted model, not a curated record. Lineage: Eukaryota; Fungi; Basidiomycota; Malasseziomycetes; Malasseziales; Malasseziaceae. Gene Ontology annotation, molecular function: hydrolase activity. The transcript has a single exon.